AUGGCUUCUUCAGAGGUUGAUCAGAAGUUCCUCGGCAAACUGGCCAAGAAUGUCGAGGCAACCAAUCCUUUACUGGCCUCCAUGCUCUUUAAGAUCCUGGGGCUGUCUAUUAGCCUUGCAGAGCAACUUGUCAAGGCCAAAAAGCAACGUCGACCUGAUCCUGUCCGCAGCCCUGAGUCUCUCGAGCUCAUCUUCCACAUCAUCUGGCUGUCCCGCGAAGGUCUCGUUAUGCUUCAACAAUACGUCAUACCCAUGGUCGGCAACUACCCAGAACUGAAAGUUCUAGCUUACAAGCUGCAAGCUUCGUUCUUCCACAUCUUCGUCCUUUUCCACAACGACCCGCCGGUGUCGACAAUGGGUAUUGCAACGCCUGACUUGGCCGCCGGAAUGGCUUCUCCGGGGUUCCCUCCCUUCGCCCCUUCAAGGACAGAGAAGGGCAAGGGCUUGGCGAUUGAAGACGGAUGGAACUCGUCACAGGGGUCUAUACAGCCGACACAUCCUCUAGAGGGAGGCCCUGUUGGGGCCCCGCCGGGACUCGCUCCUCCAGGAAGCGCCGUCUAUCUUCCUGCCAGGUUUCUGAAGGAGCCGAAAAACUUUCUUCCAGAAGCCCACCAAUAUUUUAGGGAAGCCGUGGCCCUCGCCGACCAGUACCUCUGGGGCUCCCAUUCUCUGCGGCUUUCUGUCAAGACGGAAUACGCCGCGUUUAUGUACGAUUGCCUCCAUGACGCCGAGGGGAGCCGCAGGUUAGCCAAGGACACAAUCGCCGAGGUUUACGAGGCGACUGAAGGCAUGGACGACGAUAUGUUUACCGACGCCUGCGAGCUUGUUACCGUCCUUGGGAGAAUGAUGAAACGAGGCCUGGGCUCCAGCAACACGUUGAGGAAUAAAGGCCCCAUCAUCAGCUCUCCUCCGCCAACAGCUCCUCCCGCCGUGGCCGUGCCACCGCCUGGCAUGGAGAAUCCGAUAUGA
This is a messenger RNA of Sodiomyces alkalinus F11, 969 nucleotides long. Its product is annotated as 14-3-3 protein. NCBI's taxonomy places the organism in Eukaryota, Fungi, Ascomycota, Sordariomycetes, Glomerellales, Plectosphaerellaceae. The transcript has a single exon. The record is from RefSeq and is a predicted model, not a curated record. Bases 1 to 969 code for a protein of 322 amino acids.